Molecule: messenger RNA, 833 nt
Organism: Sipha flava (yellow sugarcane aphid)
Lineage: Eukaryota; Metazoa; Arthropoda; Insecta; Hemiptera; Aphididae
Product: E3 ubiquitin-protein ligase RNF126-A-like
Exons: 6
Coding region: 316-717 (133 amino acids)
Source: RefSeq, a predicted model, not a curated record
GGGUGACGCGGUGUGCUCGCGCGACUGCUUUCCCCGGCCCGGAUGGACCGACCCGAACACAACCUACAUCCUCCGCAUAGGUAUUGACGUGUACGCGUUGCCGGGACGACGGCCCAUCUGCGCGUUCGACCCGCCGUCCGCUGCGCGUCCGACCUGGACGCCAGGGACCGACAGCGACACGAACAUUCCGCAGCUGUCCGUUGCCGGAAACCGUCGUCGGACGCUUCGAAACGCAUCGUCGGGAAACCUAACCGCACCUCGAGCGACGGCCGUACAUCCAUCGUCAUAACGAUCACUCGCAGAUUCCAAGACUAAAUGGAUAACGAAGAGAAUACUAUGGAAAGAAUGAAUCCAAGAAAUGCUGAAUGGUGUGGAUUUAGAAUAACAAGAGAAUAUUACGCUGGUUCAGAUUAUCGUGAAUAUACUGGUCCUCUAAUUAUAAACGACAUGUUACCAGCUGAACCAAUAUUGAAGUCAACUACUGUUUCUGAAAAUCAUAUAAGUGAUCGACGUCAAUGCUCUGUGUGUUUGAUUGAUUUUACUAUUGGUAUUCAUGUACAAGAGCUAACCUGUGGUCAUAUUUUUCAUGAAAAUUGUAUCACUCCUUGGAUUAAAUUACAUAGUACAUGCCCAUUCUGUCGCAGCCAAUUAAAGCAGGAGAUGAAUUAUACUUAUCAAAAGUAUAUUAAAAAAAGAUCCCCUCUCUUCUUUUGGUAAAUUAUAAGAUUUUCACAUACCUAAAACCUAACACCUCUCCAACUUACAAGAAUCAAUUUAAUAUUCACCACAACUAAAAAAAUAUGAACUAGUAUUUCUUAUUAUAUAUUUUUAUU